Acanthosepion pharaonis is the source of this 1083-nucleotide messenger RNA. Lineage: Eukaryota; Metazoa; Mollusca; Cephalopoda; Sepiida; Sepiidae. The record is from the annotation of a GenBank genome assembly.
AUGACCUUCCCGAAAAUGAAGAAAGUGGGUAUGAACUCUCCAGGACAGCUGAGGUUACAGCGCGACCAGUUUGCCCGUAUGAUGACGGCAACCAAAAAGACAAAUCCAAACCCUUACCAUCAUUACAUUUCUAACAGUAACCAUAAAAAUAAAGGGUCAUCUUCCUCUAGCAAUAACAGCAGAACCUCCCCCCACAGCCACAACACUACCAAACAACAAAUCCCACAACAAUUCCUACAAAAGCUGGUCUCAGUAGCUAACAACCACACCAACAGCAACAAUGGUAUCAAUAAUGGUCAGGCUACCGUUAGUCCACAAAUGUAUUAUUCGGCUGCCUUCCAACAACAACAACAAAAACUUCAACAACAACCCAACAAUAACAACCACCAUCAUGCACGCCGUCAUCAUGUGACCAGCCACCAUCAGGUUCAGCGCGGCCUCACCCCCAAUGUAGGAGAUAUUCCGUCCUUGGCUGCUGCUGCUGCAAGUACUCCACCUCAAAACAAUACCACCACCACCACCACUAAUACCACCACCACCACCACACGCAGUCGGCUACUGUUUACACCACCCCCUAAGUCGGACGCAGCCAACACUCAUGCAGUCCAUCCGGGUACAACAGCCUAUGCGGCGGCCAAGUUUAAUGAUCCUCCUUCACCAAAAGUGCUUCCGAAGCCACCUGUGCAUUGGACAAGCACAAGCAGCUCAAAAACGGUGAUCCCUCUGCCUAGUAGCCGCCUCCUCUUGAGCAAUAGUACCACAGGCGGCACCGUUUCUUCAUCUUCAUUCUCUCCAAAUGCAGCAGCAGCAGCAAUAGCUUCCUCCUCCUCUUCCACCACCACCACCUCCAUCUCAAGCAGCAACUUUGGCAUGUGUGGUGCUAGCGACUCUUCUCCAUCAUUAUCAUCAUCUUCAUUGUUGCCAUUGUCAGCAUCCUCUUCACCUUCUACUUUGACAUCACCUCCCACUAAUUCUCUGGCUGCUUCCAAGACAAUGUUCCUGUCCAGCCCAUAUUGCUCGAGUGCUGCUGACAACAUGACCAGCCACCUUCGGAUGAUGCUGAAACUCACGGUCCAGGCUUGA